Messenger RNA from Spinacia oleracea (spinach), 441 nucleotides. RefSeq lists its product as uncharacterized. NCBI's taxonomy places the organism in Eukaryota, Viridiplantae, Streptophyta, Magnoliopsida, Caryophyllales, Amaranthaceae. The record is from RefSeq and is a predicted model, not a curated record. The coding region runs from base 1 to 441 and encodes 146 amino acids. The transcript is spliced from 2 exons.
AUGGUGGGUAGAUCUUCUGUAAAAACUGUCAUUGUGGACCAAGGCCCUACGCUUACUGAUGUCCACAGAGAUAUGCUUCAGUGCAAUUUUCAAGAGAAAGAUAUUAAGAGUGUUUUGGAUGCAAUUCCAGUAACCAAAGCCCCUGAGCUUGAUGGCUUUAAUAGUCUAUUCUCCACAUUACUCUGUCAAGACAUCAUUAAACAAGACAUCAUUAAACAGUAUAAUAGGGGGCAAGUCAGACCAAGUUGCAUGAUGAAACUAGAUUUGAGGAAGGCAUAUGACACUGUAGAUUGGAAAUUUAUUAAGAAAGUCAUGCUUGAGUUAGGUUUUCCUGCUUCUUUUGUUCACUUAGUCAUGACAUGUCUUUCAACAACUCAAUACUCAAUUCUGAUCAAUGGACUUCCAUCUCCUCUUAUUCAACCUAGAAGAGGGGAGGGUUGA